AUGGCAUCCAACUUUGAUUCCAGCGUUCUUGUCACCGGUGGUACUGUCGGACUAGGAUAUCAAUGUGCGCUUGCGAUUGCGCGUCAACACCCAAACUACCAAGUUGUUGUAGCCUCAAGAUCGGAUCUUAAUGCAUCUGCGAAUGCCAUUAAUGAAAUUCUUGAUCAAGAAAAUGUUCUUUUUAUGAAGCUUGAUCUAUCCUCGUUCUCUGGAGUCCGCUCAUUUGUCGCCGAAUGGGAACUCAAAAAGUUCCCUCCAAUUCAAUCCCUGGUCUUCAAUGCUGCUUUACAAUUGUCCGGUCCGCUUGAGUACUCGGUGGAUGGAAUUGAGAAGACAUUUGCCAUCAGCCAUGUUGGACACGCCUUGCUUUUCUCGCUUUUGAGAUCUCAUCUGGCCGAUACUGCCCGCAUCGUGAUUGUCUCGAGUGGCACACACGAUCCUGCACAGAAAACUGGCCUUCCUGAUGCCAAAUAUAGAUCGGCUGAGGAGCUCGCUCAUCCACCUGCAGCUUUGGCCAGGGCAAAUGGUCGCCAACAUUACACCAAUACCAAGCUGGCCAAUGUCCUUUACGGCUAUGCCUUGCAUCGACGUUUUCAGACGAUCCAGAAGAAGAGCGGGAAGCAUUGGACGGUCACUGUUAUGGAUCCCGGUCUCAUGCCUGGAACAGGUAUUUUUCGGGAUGCCAACCCAGUAUUCCGUUUUCUGUGGGUAUGGCUGGUGCCCAGAAUAUUGCCGGUCCUGCGAUUCUUACUUACGCCCAAUAUAAACACACCCGAAGAAUCAGGGGCAGCGCUUGCUCGAUUGGCAGUCGGUUCGGAUGUCGAGGGGGCAAGUGGCAUGUAUUUUGAAGGUAGAAAAAAGAUCAAGUCUAGUCAGUUAAGCUACGACGAAGCCAAGCAGGAGGAUUUAUGGGAAUGGACUGUUGAUAGUCUAGCCAUCAAUCAAGAGGAGAGGUCUGCUUUCGCUCUGCUUGAUCUUGUUUAG
This is a messenger RNA of Penicillium macrosclerotiorum, 984 nucleotides long. RefSeq lists its product as uncharacterized. Bases 1 to 984 code for a protein of 327 amino acids. The record is from RefSeq and is a predicted model, not a curated record. NCBI's taxonomy places the organism in Eukaryota, Fungi, Ascomycota, Eurotiomycetes, Eurotiales, Aspergillaceae. The transcript has a single exon.